ACUUCAAUAAUUUCAACUACGUCUAUGGGGAAACCAUUGAGAAUCAGAUUCAGCGUUUCUCAAAGAUCAUUACUCAAAUGGAUCUAGAAGAAAUACUUCCUUCAAAGGCUGCUCAGAAUCGACAACUUCUGAAUGCCUUGCCAAAGAGUUGGGAUAAUCACGUUGCUAUGAUCAAGCGGACCAAAGAUCUCGCAAGAUGCACCUUGACUGAAAUGAUUUCACACAUCAAAGCAUGUGAGCUUGAUGACAAACAACGGGAGAAUAAUCACAAGUCCAGUUUGUUAGCCGCAGGCAUUUCUGUUUCUUCCACCAAUCCAAGCAAUGACAACACUGCACUGAUUUCACAGAAUGGAUCGAAAAAGGCUACCUCUGGGUCAACCACUACUGUGCAUUACUCUAGCUCAAGCUCCUCAGCGCCUUCAGCAAAAAUUGCCACACCUUCUUCAGCCAAAUCUGAGCUCAUCGCUUUCUUUUCUCAGCAGUCGAAAGAGAAUCUGGAGGUCGCUGCUUCUGUGAUAAAUUGUUUGAAUGCUUUUGUUGCAGGUAAAAUCCAACCUCCUAGCUGGUCGUUGAAUGAUCUAUAUCAGUAUCUUCCUGAAGAUGUGGAGGAGAUGGACAUCACCUGGCAAAUGGCAAUGGCAGCAUUCAGAGCACAAAGAUUUGCAAAUAAGACUGGCAGAAAUAGAUGGGGCUCUUCUUUCUCAAACUCUGCAAAUGUUCCAAUGAAGUUACGCUGCUACAACUGUCAUGAACAAGGUCAUUUGGCAAGGAACUGCCCUAAGCCCAACAACAACAAAGACUUUACACCUGCGCAUCCUGCUCCUCCAAAUCCUGAAAGGGCUCUUGUGACGACAAACGAUUCAACCGCUGCUGGUGAAGGAACUCAGAGUUCAGCCCUUGUUGUUCAACCAAGUGCAGAUUUCAAUUGGGAUGAUGAAAUUCAACGUCUGAACAUCUCACAACCAGAAAUCCAGAGUGCUGCUCAAAACAUAGCGUUCAUGACUUCAGAUGAAAAGGACUCUUCGCCAGAUGCUGAGCCUCAAGCUGAAAAUUUUGCAUUCAUGACCAAAAUCCUGUCAGCUCCUGUUCAUGGACUCACUGCUGAAGAGAAAAAGUUGAUGUGAAAUGUGAAGAGACACUUGGGGGAGAACAAGUUUUAAAUUCUGAUUCACAAAAACCUUGUUUUGAUGAAAAUAAUCCUGAUCUUAUUUUGGGACAAAGUAUUUUUAGUAUGUUUCUUUCUUUAGCUGCUAAUGGGCCUGAUGUUUUGGGCAAGACUGAUGAUGUUUGUGUUGAAACUGUGAACACUAAU
Molecule: messenger RNA, 1312 nt
Organism: Helianthus annuus (common sunflower)
Lineage: Eukaryota; Viridiplantae; Streptophyta; Magnoliopsida; Asterales; Asteraceae
Exons: 2
Coding region: 78-1124 (348 amino acids)
Molecular function (GO): zinc ion binding; nucleic acid binding
Source: RefSeq, a predicted model, not a curated record